Asparagus officinalis (garden asparagus) is the source of this 1071-nucleotide messenger RNA. RefSeq lists its product as uncharacterized. NCBI's taxonomy places the organism in Eukaryota, Viridiplantae, Streptophyta, Magnoliopsida, Asparagales, Asparagaceae. The transcript is spliced from 3 exons. The coding region runs from base 85 to 1071 and encodes 328 amino acids. The record is from RefSeq and is a predicted model, not a curated record.
CACCCCAUGUACAACACCACUAGGUAGUAACCCUAGUGAGGACAUUGCAAAUUUUCUCUAAUCUUUUCAAAACCCUAACUCAUCAUGCCUCCCAAACCCUCCAAAAAGAGGUCUAAACCCGAAUCUAGUUCCUCCUCUGUAAAAGCCUCACAUUAUGAGGAUUAUCUGUUGUUUAAACCUCUUGUUAGAAAAUAUAGGGAACUUUGUAAACUAAAAAUUCUCCCAACUAGGUAUAUCAAGUAUCCUGAACUGGCCAUCUAUAAAACUCAGUCUCUUCUUCAUAAUGUUGGGUUGGAUAAAUUGUUUGAUGAAAGUCUUAAAGUUCCUUAUUAUCCUUUCUUAGUUUAUCUGUUUUAUGCUAACAUGUCCACAUCAUCCUCUGCUGAUGGCAGCUUGACCAUUUCCUCUUCUGUUAAAAAUGUGGCAAUAGCUUUUACUGCCAACGAACUUGCGGGGAUUCUUCAAAUCCCAACAAGUGACGUUGAACUUAGGUCUAUUGAGCUUAGUGAUCCUUCAGUCAAUCAUCAAAUGUUUUCACCUGGAUGCUCAUAUCCUAUGAACAAUAAUUCCCUUAAUCCCAUUGCCAAACUAAUUGCUAGAAUUAUUGCUCAUAAUUUGAUUCCCAAGACUGGGAGUUUUGAUCACUUCGCCUCUGACAAGAUUAAUGCUGUUUAUGCCAUCUUUGCUGAAAUCAAAGUUGAUUGGGCUACCAUCUUUAUAAAUAACAUGGCAUCUAAACACACCAAGUUUCUACCAUUUGGUUCCUUUUUCACUCUCAUUUUUCAACAUUUCAAUGUUGACCUUACAAAUGAACCUAAGGUUGAAUCCACAAGAGAUUUCUUUGAUAAAGUUUCCCUUUCCAGAAUGCAUAUAUCUCUUGACUCCACACCAUCUUCUCACUCCCGUUCUAGAGCCUCGACCUCUUCCACUUCUUCCACUUCUGAGAUUUGUGACCGUCUUGAUCGUCUUGAGACUCAUGGUGAUGGUGGUGGUGAUGAUGGUGGAGGUGGUGAUGUGAUAGUAGUGAUGAUGUUGGUGGAGGUGAUGUCUGAUUUGAGCUUCGUCAUGUGA